CUCUAACAAAAAAAAAAAAAAAUAAAUAAAUAAAUGGUGAAAGCAUAUCUUCGUUAUGAGCCAUUAGCCACCUUUGGUGUAAUUGCAUCAUCAUCAUCUAAUAUUAUUUAUGAUCAUACUGGCAAAUUAGCUGUUGCUCCUUCACUUGAGGAAGUUAUUCUUUGGGAUCUUAAAAAAGGUGUUGAGGUUGGCAAAUGGCGAGAAUUUGGAAAUAAGUCAGAGGUAACAUGUAUUGCUAAAAGUCCAAAUAACAAGGAUUAUGCUAUUGGCUAUGCUGAUGGUUCAAUUCGCUUGUGGAAUACAAAUUCAUCAACUUCUUCAGUUACUUUAAGUGGUCAUCGAGCUGCAGUAACUGCCUUGGCAUUUGACAGCAACGGUACCCGACUUGCUUCUGGAUCUCGAGAUACCGAUCUGAUUAUAUGGGACAUCAUUUCAGAAUCAGGUUUAUAUAGAUUAAAAGGACAUAAAGAUCAAAUUACGUGUUUAGCCUUUUUAGAUCCUAAAAAAGUUGACAUGGAAGACAAUGAAGUCGGUGUUUCUAGUGAAGGUUAUGUUUUAUCUUCUUCUAAAGAUACAUUGAUCAAAUUAUGGGAUUUAUCUGCACAAUUUUGUCGUGAGACGAUCGUUAGUCAUCGAAGUGAAGUUUGGUCUUUUGCAGUAUCUAAUGACCAGAAAAUGAUUAUUUCAGGUGGUGCUGAGCCUCAUUUAAAGGCAUGGAAAAUCGAUUGGAAGAUUUUAGGUUUACCAUUAGAAGCACUUGGAGAACAAGAAAAGACAGAUCAUCAAAUGGAGAUUGAUUCGACUAAACCAGCUACAUUACAAAAGGCUAUUAAUAUAUAUGGUCAGAUUCCCCGUCAAUCACGAGAUCGCGUCGUGACAAUUCAAUUUCAUCCAUCUGGAAAAUAUGUAGGUGCACAAGCCAAUGAUAGAUCAAUUGAAAUAUAUAAAGUGCGUGAUCAUGAGCAGAUUCGUAAGAAAAUUCAACGUAGAAAGAAGAGAGCAAGAGAGAAGGGAAAGGAUGAAUCGGAAGUGAGUAAUGAAAUUCAAGCAGAAGAUGAAUUUACAACUGAAACUGUAGUACGUACACCCGCUAAAGUGCGUAGUUUUGAUUUUGCACCUGUUACGACGGAUGUGGAAAAGGCAGGAGAGAUUCAAUUUGUCGCAUCACUUAGUAAUAAUACGAUUGAAGCAUAUACAAUACCUGUGACAAAGGACAAAAAAGAUGAAAUUGUAGAACCAUCACGUCUGUAUUCAAUUGAUGUACCUGGACAUCGUUCUGAUAUUCGUACUUUAGCACUUAGUUCUGAUGAUGAAUUAUUAGCUUCAGCAUCAAGUAAUUUAUUAAAAGUAUGGAACAUGAAGACAAGAUCUUGUAUUCGUACUAUUGAAUGCGGCUUCGCACUUUGUAGCUCAUUCUUGCCCGGUAACAAACAUAUUUUGGUUGGUACAAAGACGGGUGAGUUAGAAUUAUACGACAUUGGUUCUUCAUCGUUAGUAGAGUCUGUUAAGGCACAUGAUGGUGCUAUCUAUUCUCUUCAAGUUCGUCCAGACAAACGUGGGUUUGUUACGGGUAGUGCAGAUAAAGAUGUCAAGUUCUGGGAUUUUGAUAUGAAACAAGACAAAAAUAAUGUAGCAAAGCGCUUAACCUUUAUUCAUAUGAGAACAUUAAAGAUGUCAGACGAGGUACUUUGUGUUCGAUAUAGCCCUAAUCAAAACCUGUUGGCGGUUUCCCUUUUGGAUUCUACAGUGAAGGUCUUUUAUCACGAUACACUUAAAUUCUUUUUAUCUUUGUACGGACAUAAAUUGCCAGUAUUAUCGAUGGAUAUCUCUUCUGAUAAUACAUUAAUUGCUACUUGUUCUGCCGAUAAAAAUGUGAAACUAUGGGGUCUUGACUUUGGUGACUGUCAUAAGUCAUUGUUUGCACAUCAAGAAAGCGUCAUGUCUAUUCAAUUUGUUUGGGGCACACAUUACUUCUUUACUGUCAGUAAAGAUAAGACAGUCAAAUAUUGGGAUGGUGAUAAGUUUGAAAAUAUUAUGAAAUUGGAAGGACAUCACGGUGAAGUAUGGGCACUUGCUGUCUCAAAGCAUGGUUCCUUUGUUGUGACAGGCUCACACGAUCGUUCGAUGCGUAUUUGGGAAAAAACCGAUGAACAGUUAUUCCUUGAAGAAGAAAGAGAAAAAGAACUUGAAGAAUUAUAUGAGAAUACGUUGAUAAGUCAAAUGGAAAAAACCAAUAUGGAUGGAGAUGAUAUGGAAGUUGAUUCCGCUGGUAAACAAACGAUGGAAUCCUUAAAAGCUGGCGAAAGAUUGAUGGAAGCGAUGGAAAUUGGAGAUGAAGAAAAGAAUGGAUGGCUUGCCUAUGAGGCAGCUAAAGCACGUGGAUUAGAUGCACAACCACCUCAACGAAAUGCUAUUUUGAUGGCUAUGGGAGAUAUUGAACCUGAUCGAUAUGUCUUGGAUGUUCUCAAGAAGAUUAAGGCAAAUGAUCUUGAAGAAGCACUUAUGAUUUUACCCUUUUCUAAAGUGAUUUCAUUAUUUUCAUAUAUUGAAAGCUGGGCAAAAAAGAAUUGGAGUAUUGUCUUGGUUUCACGUGUAUUAUUUUCAGUUGUAAAAACACAUCAUAAUCAAAUUGUAGCAAACCGAAUGAUGCGACCUAUGCUUGAUUCUAUUCGUUUCCAUCUUCGUACUCAAUUACAACGUCAAAAAGAUAUCAUGGGCUAUAAUAGAGCAGCAUUAACAUAUCUUCAACGUGAUUAUAAAGCAAGGAACACCUCUAACUUCCUUGAUGAAAAUGUUGAUAAGCCUGUUGAUGACGAAAAGAAACGUAAAUUCGUUCAACUAGCGAGUUAAGAAAAAAAAAAAGAACCUGCCUGUAAUAAUAAAAGUAGACAUUUAUUUAAUUUAUAGACUAUUAUAGAUUUAUUUUAUUAUUAAUAAUUAGCUGUA
Cokeromyces recurvatus is the source of this 2946-nucleotide messenger RNA. RefSeq names its product WD40-repeat-containing domain protein. Gene Ontology annotation, molecular function: protein binding; snoRNA binding. Gene Ontology annotation, cellular component: Pwp2p-containing subcomplex of 90S preribosome; small-subunit processome. Gene Ontology annotation, biological process: maturation of SSU-rRNA. The record is from RefSeq and is a predicted model, not a curated record. The transcript is spliced from 4 exons. Bases 34 to 2850 code for a protein of 938 amino acids. NCBI's taxonomy places the organism in Eukaryota, Fungi, Mucoromycota, Mucoromycetes, Mucorales, Mucoraceae.